Molecule: messenger RNA, 2524 nt
Organism: Linderina pennispora
Lineage: Eukaryota; Fungi; Kickxellomycota; Kickxellomycetes; Kickxellales; Kickxellaceae
Product: PLC-like phosphodiesterase
Exons: 5
Coding region: 363-2444 (693 amino acids)
Biological process (GO): lipid metabolic process
Molecular function (GO): phosphoric diester hydrolase activity
Source: RefSeq, a predicted model, not a curated record
UGCUGGAACAUGGCUCUUUGUGUGGCACGCAGUGCUCCCACAUUCCAGGUAUGUGGUGGGUGGAAAGGCAAGUCAGAGCACCCACCAGUGCCAAGAAUAAAUCACCCAACUCAAGUGUUCUGACGUAUUUUUAGAUGUUUUUUGUUUUGCGGGCGAAUCCAUACCCGCGUGCAAUCUCCACCACAUUCCGCUCAGCGGCCCCUCUUGCGCGCAACCAAUUGGGCUAUUUGCUCACACUUGGAUCCCCUCAGCACCUUGCGGAGCGCACGUUGCACACGAAUAUUUAAACACCCUUUGGUCUUGAAGGAACUCGCCUUUUUGUUUUUGUUUUCAACUCUCGCAUUAUUUUUUUUACAUUCUUUAUGAUAAUGAAGGCCAGUCUUGUCCUGCUCCUCGCACUUACAUCAGCUGUGGUUGGAUCCACGGCACCAGCACGCAUCGCGCGACUCCCAGCAGAGCACAAGCGCAUGCCCCAGAACAGCAAGCGCAGCAGCAAGGAGUGCAACGGCUACUCUGAGCUGUGUGCCAAAAAGUACAGCGAUGUUGCGUUUGCCACAACGCAUAACUCGUAUGCACACGGGGACAACAUUGCGGCAAAUCAGAAUCACGAUAUCAAGACGCAGCUGGACGCCGGAGUGCGCGCGUUCAUGCUUGAUAUUCACUUGCAGAGCUCACGGAAGCUGAGCAGACGCGAUGCGACCCUGAUAGGCGCCAGCAACCCGGCGCCAGCAGCCACCAGCAGCGCCUCUGGCUCGUCGUCCUCGGAUCCGUACCUCUGCCACACGACCUGUAUGCUUUUGAACGACGGGCCGAUGGUGGAUGAGCUGAAGAACUUCAAGACCUUUAUGGAUGCCAAUCCGAACGAGGUCAUCACGAUUUUCAUUGAAAACGACGAUAACUUUUCUGCCAACCAAAUUGGCGCGCAGUUUACCUCGGCCGGGCUCGAUUCGAUGGCCUAUGCGCCCUCGAACAACACUGCAUGGCCAGCGCUCGAGUCUAUGAUCAGCUCCAACAAGCGCCUAGUGGUCUUCACCGACGUCCGUACUGACACCACGGCUGUGCCCUGGCUGCUGUACGACAAGGACUAUGUGGUUCAGACAUCGUUUGAGGUGCCCGUCAACACCCAGUUCACGUGCGCGCCGAACACAGCUGUGCGUCCGCUCUGGGUGAUGAACCAUUUUGUUUACGCCAAUUACCCAUUUGGAACGACGCAGGUGCAGCGGCCAGAUCCCAGCUCGGCAUCAUCAGUGAAUACCGAGUCGAGCAUUCUGGACCAGGUGAACCUGUGCCAGGAGGCUGGCCACUUCCCGAACUAUGUCACUAUGGACUUUUAUGAUGUCGGCGAUGUCUUCAAGGCCGUGGCUUCCAUCAACAAAGUUUCCUACAAGAGCACAUCUACCAGCACGUUUGCCAGCGAUAGCCCCUCAACAACCAGGACGUCGGGUGCUGCGAGCAGCAGGCUGCUCAGCGCAAGGCUCGCUGCUGCUGCUGGCCAGCUUCCCACCACAUUUGCCAGCCCUAUGGCUGUCGACAUUGCACAAAGCCCGCAGCCCGCCGAAAAAUCGACCAUAUCCAUGUCCGCACCCACUAUGCUGAGCCGCAUCGCCACGCCAGCGCCCAUGCUCUGGGUCACCACACAGCCGCGACCCACGGCCUUCCAGCACUCGCGGGCAUUCCGAACACUCCCGGCAGCGCCGACUCAUCCACCAGCUCCUGGGACUGCAGCAUGCCAGACGCGACGACGCACGCGAGCAUCUCUUGCAGAAAGCGCGAACCGCAGCAUCACCCAGGGACUGCCAAUCGACCCUGACACGCUGGAUAUGGACGACUCGGACGACGCCGAUAUCGAUUCCACCAUGGACGACUGGGACAACAGCGGCGCGCAGUCCAUGGUUGACGGGAUGCUGGGCGUCAAGCGCGAGGAGCCACCGGCGCUCGCCCGCCGCAUGUCGCUGAAUGUGCCGCGAAACAAGGCCUUUGUGAGGCUGCUGAGCCUGGUAGAGGAGGACCGGCCGCUGGCGGCGGAGAUGGCACACGAGGCCCAGAUUACCAGGACGAUGCGGCACAAUAACGUCCACGAAUGGCUGAGGUCGCCGCAUCAGGACGAGACGAGACGGAGGGCGUCACGUGCCAGUUCAAUGACUGUGUCGCCUGGCAGCCCAAAUUUGAUGUCCACCAGCUCAUCAAGCAGCUCCCAGCCGAUUCCGGCUCGCCCUGGCCCCCAUCCGUACAAGCGAAUCGCAAUGUCGCCGUCUGGGCUACGGGCCCAGAUCUCGGUUCGCAGCGGGAGCUCGUCGACGCCGUUGCGGACCGGUCGCAUUCCCAAGCCAAGGGAGCUAUUCGCCAACCAUGACUGCUGUGGCGUGUCUGUGGCCAGCGUUGGCGGGUUCAGUCGAAUGAACAUCAGCGACAAGAUGGACGACGACGAUGCCGCAGACGCCUAGUGAAACAACCUAUUUUCUACUGUAACUAUAGACGCCAUCCUACCCUCACCAGCUUUUUCCAAAUAUAUCUCCCAUCGCAC